Molecule: messenger RNA, 429 nt
Organism: Dracunculus medinensis (Guinea worm)
Lineage: Eukaryota; Metazoa; Nematoda; Chromadorea; Rhabditida; Dracunculidae
Source: the annotation of a GenBank genome assembly
AUGCGCUUGGCUUGGAAAUUAGCGAAAGCAGAGAGUGAACUAGAAUCUGCUAGAAUUAAGUUAGAGAUUCAAGAGAAAGCGAAUAAGGCUGCUUUUGAUGGAAAGAAUGAAGAAUGGCACUUCGAAAAAUACAAGGGUUUGGAUGAUCUCUUAAAUGAGAUUGAAGGGAAUGGACCUGUUCCAUUAAGUCCCAAUACUAUUCGAAAGAACUGUGAUCGAAUGAUGGAUCAUGUCCGAGAAAAUGGUUGUCAGUUCGACAUUACAAACAAUAUGUUCGAUUUGGCAGAGAAUCAACUGCUAAAUACUAAAUUAGGUUCAGUAUGGAACGAUUGCACUAGAUCAGAUUUCCGAGGACAAGAAAAAGAAUUGAAGGUUUGGUUAUAUUUUAAUGCUGCUUUGAUUAUAGUCGAUUAUGGGCUCAUAUGCUAA